Closterium sp. Naga37s-1 is the source of this 3435-nucleotide messenger RNA. The record is from the annotation of a GenBank genome assembly. NCBI's taxonomy places the organism in Eukaryota, Viridiplantae, Streptophyta, Zygnematophyceae, Desmidiales, Closteriaceae.
AUGGCGCCGGCGGUGGAGAGUCUGUUCGGCGCGGACUCGUGGGACGGUGGCGCCGCGUUUCACGCGAGCAACAGCAGCGGCGGCAUGAGCGACGGCGCGGCAUCAUCCGCCACGAAGCCGCGGUCCGUGCACGUGCCGAAGCUGCGCAAGGGGAAGGGCCCCUCCGCGGCGCUCCCCGUAUUCGGCUCGUGGAACGCUCCGCAGCCCCCGCCGAAUUUCAACAAGGGCUCGGCGGCGGAAAACGCGGCGGCGCAGGCGGCGGCGGCGGCGAUCCGCGCGGCGACCGCGGGCGCGGGCGCGGACGGGCAGCCGAAAUUCACGGAGGUGUUCCGGGCAAAGGGGGAGCACCGCGGGAACGGGCAAUGCGCGUGGCCUGAGUACGAUGCGAUUCUGGCGAAGCAGACGAUGAUGCACGAUAGGCUGCGCGCCGAGCAGAUGAUGACUCAGCAGCAGCAGAUGAUGACUCACCAGCGGCAAACAAGCGAGUUGCUCAACCCACUAACAUUCGCCUCCAGCCAUUCCUCUCUUAUUCGCCUCCUCUCAUUCGCCUCCUCUCAUUCCCUUAGCUUGCUUGCCAGUAGUGUUGUUGCUUGCCCCUUAUCUUCCUCCCCACCAUACCUUGUCGUCUCCAUCCUCCCCCCAUUCCAACCCCCUUCCGCCCCCAUUCUGCUUCCGCCUUACGGCUCGCCCUUCCAGCACCCCUCACCCGCCCUCUCCCCUCGUUCUCACCCGCCUCCUUCCCCCCUUUCUUUCCCCCAUCCCCCUCCCCCCCACCCCCACCGUUCCCCCUUGCUUUUUACCCAGAACUCCCUGGUUUCCCCACAGAAUUCUGACUCCUCCUUCCCCCAGUCCUUCCCCCAGCCCUUCCCCAGCGUCUCUUCUUCCCCCGACCCCUACGCCUUCCCCCCUUCCUCCUCCCUUCCGCUGCCCCCAUCCUCCGCCCCCGCGCCCCCGCCCUUCUACCCCUCCUCCUCCUCUCUCCCCCAGCCCAGUACUGCCGCGCAGCCCCCCCCACCCCCCGCGCCAGCAGCCCUAGUUCCCCCUAUUGUCCUCCCCCCGCCUUCCGCCACCUCCGCCCCUUCUGAUUCCGCCCCACCCCCUCCCUUUCUCGCGCCUGCGCAAUCCGCACCGGUCCCUCCACCCCCAUUCGUCAACCCCUCUUCCCUUGCUGCGUCUGAACCACCACCGCUGCACCGCGCCUCUCCCCCUGCUGGUUCGGACUCCCCACCGCUGCACUACGCCUCUCUGCCUGCUGCCGUGACUGCCCCUCCGCCUGCUGCUCUGCCUGCUGCUCCUCCUGCCCCGGCCCUUCCGCCCGCCCAUGUGCGCGACUGCAGCAGCGGUGGCAGCAGCACCGGCAGCAGCGGCAGCGUUGUGCAGAACCAGACAGCAGCAGUGGAAGCUGUAGCACCAGCACAAGCAGCGGCACCGUCAGCAGCAGUGGCAGCACCGUCAGCAGCGCCAGUGGCACCGGCAGCACCGGCAGCAGCAGUGGCAGCAACAGCAGCAGCAGCAGCAGCAGCAGGUGGAUAUAACGAGAGUGAGUAUGCUGAGAACGGUUGGGAUGGUGGUGCUGGUGCUGGUGCUGGUAUUGGCGCUCCCUCUGGCACAGCCGCGCCCGUGUUUGCUGCUGGUGCUGCCCCUUCGCACAUAAGUGGUGGUGAGGGAGGGGUAGCGGCGGUGGCAGGGGCGGAACGGCAGGGAACGCACGGGGGACAGGGGGGGGGAGGGCAGGGAGCGGGAGAGGUGCUGUGGGGAACGGGGAAAGAGGAGUUUGGGGGGCACGGGCAUGGGGAGGGUAGUGUGGGGAUGGCCGGGCGAGGGUAUGUGUGGGGCGGGGAAACGGAGGGGUAUGGGAGUGGAUUGGAGGGGUAUGGUGGUGGAUUGGAGGGGUAUGGAGGGGGGAUGCAGGGGUACGGAGGGGGGAUGCAGGGGUAUGGAGGGGCGGGGAUGGUGGCGAUGAGUGCAGAGAUGGGGAUGGGGUUGGCUGUGGCAGCUGGGAGGGAGUACGAGAGGAGGUGGUGGGAGGAGGAAUCCGGUCAAGAAUCCGCUGUGGGAGGGGGGGAGGAGAGGGACGGCAUGGGGGGAGGCGGUGGGGACGGAGGCGCGGAGUGGGGUCGUUUCCAGGAAAGGGCGGCGGUUGAACGGGAGAUGUUUGCUGCUGCUGCUGCUGCCAGGGGUGCCACUGCCUUUGAUAUGGGCGCAGCACCCGCAUCACUCUCACCAUCCUCAUCCACCAACGCACCAGCAGUACAGGCACCAGCAGCAGCACCAGCAGCACCAGCAGCACCAGCACUGGCCGCAGCGGCGGCAGGAAUGCCAGGGGUGGGGCAGCCAGAGUGGGACUUGGCAGGUGAGAAGCACGGAGGGGAUGAGUAUACUUCCAGCACCCAGCCAGGUGCUAACUCAGGUGGGCAGUCAGGCAACCAAUCCGGCGAAGCAGGUGCGGGAGGGGGUCUGUACACGUUCAGCGGGCUGACAGGGAGUGAUUAUACUGGGAGUGACUAUGCCGGCAGCGGCUGCUUUGUUGAUCCAGGGAACAACACGAGUGGUCUUCCUGGUUCUGCCGCUGCUGAUGGUGCCUCUGCGUUUGCUGCAGCAGGGUCGAGGGCAGCAGCAGGGGGGGGAGGAGGAGGGGGAGGAGGGGGAGGAGUGGGGUAUAUGAACGGUCAACCUGUAGCAGCAGCUGGGGGCGAAGGGGGAGUGGGAGCGGGAGGAGGGAGCGGUGGCGGCGGGUACACAGAGUUUUAUGAAGCGCAUAUGGCGGGCAGGAAGCAGGAGACUGCUUUGGGUAGUGAUUACCGCCCUGCUGCUGCGGCGGCGGCAGGGAGGGGAGUGGUAGCAGGGGGAGGAGCAGCAGGAGCAGCAGGAGCAGCAGGAGCAGCAGGAGCAGGAGGAGCAGGAGGAGCAGGGGGAGCGGUAGCAGCAGAAGAGGAGGCGGCAUGGGCAGGCGGGGAGGCAGCGGGGGGGCAGGAACCAUCAUGCGGGGCACUGGUGGAAAUGGUAAUGGCGCCGCCAUUUGUGGGCAUGGACUCUCCCACGUAUGUCAGGCGCGCUGGAUCGGACGUGGGUUCGUACAGUGGGCAGCGGCAGGGGAGUGAUUCGGGGAGCAUGUCUCAGGGCAUGGGGCAGCAAGCGAUGGGACAGCAAUCAAUGGGGCCGCAGGGAGGGCAGCAGGGAUGGCAGCAAGGGGGGCAGCUGUGGGGGCAGCAAGGGGGGCAGCAAGGGGGGCAGCAGGGAUGGCAGCAGGGGGGGCAGCAGGGGGGCGCGCAGGGGGGCUUGUACGUUGGUCCAGGCCUCACAGGGCAGGUGCCGCUACAAGGCGGGGCGGCGUAUGCAGCAGGAGCAGGGGGAGGGUUUGCGGCUGCAGGAGCAGCGCUGGCAGGGCAAACAGGAGCUGCACCACCGUAUCCCGCUAGCAUCGUUUUGCACUGA